Lathyrus oleraceus (garden pea) is the source of this 2963-nucleotide messenger RNA. RefSeq names its product pentatricopeptide repeat-containing protein At1g20230. NCBI's taxonomy places the organism in Eukaryota, Viridiplantae, Streptophyta, Magnoliopsida, Fabales, Fabaceae. Gene Ontology annotation, biological process: RNA modification. Gene Ontology annotation, molecular function: zinc ion binding; RNA binding; protein binding. The record is from RefSeq and is a predicted model, not a curated record. The transcript has a single exon. Bases 233 to 2470 code for a protein of 745 amino acids.
AUUUUUCCGGUACAAAUAAAAAACGAACACUUGACCAGCGGCAACGAUACUCAGAGAUUCGAUCAAUCUAUGACUAUGUAAACUGGAACACAAGUGCAGAACAAACAAAUCCACAACUAUGUUUCCAAUUCCAAACCAAAAUCCCCAACACAGAUAGCACCAUAACCAUAACACAUUCUAACAAAUACAUUAACAUUCAUCAUCGUUCAAAACAAAACCCUUUCUCGUUCCAAUGUUCCAAUCCAUUUCGCAAUGUCUCAAUUCAUCAACCUCCACUCUAUUCCAUGCUCGACAAGCUCACGCACUUUUCCUCAAAUUCGAUUUCUUUUCCAACACCCAACUCACCACAAGUCUCCUCACUCUCUAUUCUCAUUACCUUCCCUUCCCACAACUCAGCAUUAUCCUCUCUUCUCUCCCUCAACCCACAAUCUUCUCUUUCUCAUCCAUUGUUCAUGCUUUUGCUAGGUCACAUCACUUCCAUCAUGUUCUUGGUGCGUUUUCUCAUAUGGGUUCUCGUGGUCUUGUUCCCGAUAGUUAUCUUCUUCCUAGUGCUAUCAAGGCUUGUGCUAUAUUGAAAGCAUUGAAACCUGGUAGACAGGUUCAUGGAUUUGCUGCUGUUUCUGGGUUUGGUUCUGAUUCUAUCUUGGUGUCUUCUUUGGUUCAUAUGUAUUUGAAAUGUAAUCGAAUUGAAGAUGCACGGAAACUGUUUGAUAGUAUGUCUGAAAGAGAUGUGAUUGGUUGGAGUGCUAUGAUUGCGGGUUACUCGCGACUAGGGCUUGUUGAUAAGGCGAAAGAGCUUUUUUCUGAGAUGAGAAAUGAGGGUGUGGAGCCGAAUUUGGUUUCGUGGAAUGGUAUGAUUGCUGGGUUUGGAAAUGCAGGGUCUUAUAUUGAGGCGGUGAUGUUGUUUCGUGAGAUGAUAUCGGAAGGGUUUUUGCCUGAUGGGUCAACUGUUUCGUGUGUUCUGCCUGGUAUUGGGAACUUGGAGGAUGUUUUGUUGGGUGAACAGGUUCAUGGAUAUGCAAUCAAGCAGGGUUUGGAAUUGGACAAUUUUGUGCUGAGUGCGCUUCUUGACAUGUAUGGAAGAUGUGGAUGCGCAUCUGAGAUGUCUCGGGUGUUUAAUGGAAUUGAUCAAACUGAAAUAGGUUCUUUGAAUGCUUUUCUUACUGGGUUGUCGCGCAAUGGUUUGGUUGAUACUGCAUUGGAGGUGUUUAAGAAGUUUAAAGCUCGGGAAAUGGAAUUGAAUGUUGUGACAUGGACAUCGAUAAUCGCUAGCUGCUCCCAGAAUGGAAAAGACAUGGAAGCUUUGGAGCUUUUUAGAGAUAUGCAGGCUGAUGGUGUGGAGCCUAAUGCUGUCACUAUCCCAAGUUUGAUCCCUGCUUGUGGAAAUAUUUCAGCGUUAAUGCAUGGAAAGGAAAUCCAUUGUUUUUCUCUCAGGAAGGGAAUUUUCGAUGAUGUAUAUGUAGGUAGUGCAUUGAUCGAUAUGUAUUCCAAUUGCGGAAGAAUCCAGUUAGCGCGACGUUGUUUUGAUCUAAUGCCAUCUCGGAAUUUGGUUUCUUGGAAUGCAGUUAUGAGUGGUUAUGCUAUGCAUGGAAAAGCUAAGGAAACAUUUGAAAUGUUUCAUAUGAUGUUGCAAACCGAUCAUAAGCCCGACUCAAUUACCUUCACAAGUGUGUUAUCUGCGUGCUCCCAAAACGGCUUAACCGAAGAGGGAUGGAAUUACUUUAAUAGCAUGUCGAAAGAAUACGAUGUUAAACCUCAGAUGGAACAUUAUGCUUGCAUAGUGACGCUUCUCAGUCGUGUAGGAAAACUAGAAGAAGCUUAUUCUGUCGUCAAGGAAAUGCCAUUUGAACCAGAUGCUUGUGUAUGGGGAGCCUUGUUAAGUUCUUGUAGAGUUCACCAUAAUUUGAGUUUAGCUGAGAUUGCGGCGGAGAAGCUUUUUGUGUUAGAACCCGACAAUCCUGGGAACUACGUUCUUCUUUCCAAUAUUUAUGCUUCAAAGGGUAUGUGGGAUGAAGAGAAUAGAAUACGCGAUAUGAUGAAGAAUAAGGGUUUGAGGAAAAAUCCUGGCUGUAGUUGGAUUGAAAUCGGACGGAGGGUACACACACUUCUUUCUGGCGACAAAUCACAUCCACAGAUGAAAGAGAUUUUGGAGAAGUCUGAUAAAUUGAGUAUUGAGAUUAAGAAGUCCGGUUACCUCCCGAUGACUAAAUCUGUGCUGCAAGAUGUGGAGGAACAAGACAAGGAGCAGAUAUUGUGUGGUCACAGUGAGAAAUUGGCAGUAGUAUUAGGACUAAUCAACACGAAUCCCGGACAACCUCUUCAGGUGAUCAAGAACCUGAGAAUUUGUGAUGACUGUCAUGCUGUUAUCAAAGUUAUAAGCAGAAUAGAAGACAGAGAAAUUUUUGUAAGAGACACAAAUCGUUUUCACCAUUUCAAAGACGGUGUUUGCUCUUGUGGAGAUUUCUGGUAAAAUUGCUCAUGACUCCUACCAGGGGAUCAUCCGAAAACUGACUGAUUAAUCAAUGUUUGUGUUAAUAAUGCUUUCAUUAAUGCUUUGAGUUAAUCACCUUGAGAACAAAGAUACGUGUUCUCAUUCUUUUUCAUGACUGGCAGCGAAGUAGUCUUGGGUCUCUCGGGCCACGCUUCAGAUGUUCAGUUUCAAAGUGACAAGGAGAGUGUGUUCAGAGUCUCACAAUAUGUGUUUUUAAGCCGAUUUUACAGGGUUGAGCAAUGCCUAAUUCAAAUUUUUAGAACUAGAAUCAAAGACUUCAAUUUGAGAUGCAUCUCAUAAUCUGAUUCCUCACAGCCUCAAAACUUUCCAGUAUUUUUUCUCUGGAGAAGAUUAUGUAUUUUUUUCUGUUGGAAUUGUUUUUUGUCAAAUGACAAUAAAAAUUUUACAGCUUGAAAUAUUUACUUCUUUAACUGUAACAUUCUAUGUGGAAAUGAAAGCAUUGUUUAGAGAU